Sinocyclocheilus anshuiensis is the source of this 2389-nucleotide messenger RNA. The record is from RefSeq and is a predicted model, not a curated record. Lineage: Eukaryota; Metazoa; Chordata; Actinopteri; Cypriniformes; Cyprinidae.
CGGCAGAGAGUCCAGUAGAAGUGAGAGCGAGCACGUAGAGACAUGAACACAAAGCCGAUCUCAGGAAAUGUUGUUUGGGUUUAGGAAACACAUCCCUGCGACGUUUAAGAAAACCGAUUUAUCACAAUGUCGAGGCAUCCUGUAGUCCCGUUCGGGGUGUUUUAUGCAUUACUGUUCGCAGGGGUCAUUGGUUUUGUUCCUUCUCCAACAAACGUCAGUGUUAUUUGUCACAACUUUGUGAAUGUCCUCUACUGGAACUACAGUAACCCAUCCGAACAGCUGAAAUUCAGUGUAAGGGUUGAAGCUUAUGAAAGUGAUUCCCAAACAGUUGACACGACUCAGACGUACCUUGAUAUCAGCAGCUACAGCAGAGAUGUUAGUGAUGAUUACUUGGUGUACGUGACGGCGCAUGAUGGGCAAGAGAAGUCAGAAAGCGUCUCCAUUAGAUUCACCUACAGCAAAGACUUUUUUGAUGAGAAAAAACAUAAAUGCUCUUUGGACUUUCCCGCUGUAAAUACGUCUGUCCACAAAGACGUGAUUGAAGUGUCCUUUCAGCACCCUUUCUUUCUUCAUGAGCUAAACAUUCUGAACGAAGAAUUUAUGUACACAGUCACACAUGAUGAGCAAAAGUUUUCAUACUUGUGUUUUGAGGAGGAGGAGCUGUGCACUGGAGAAAUCCACCUGAACCAAAGCACAGCUGGACAGUGUGUUGAGCUGAAGUUUGAAGGGAAGAUUGCUGGUAUUCCUUCAUAUACCUACAGAAAUGUUUGUGUCCCUCAGCAGAUGCCCGAGACCGACAAAACGGGAUUAAUCGCAGCUGUGUUAGGCGGAGGGACCGUCAUGCUCUUCAUUAUCAUUGGCUUUGUGUGGCUGCUCUGCAGGAAGUUGUCCAAAAUCCCAAAAAUUCCUGAAUUUUUGCGGAAUGUUAUACCUGGCCAAGCUCCUACAACCCAACCCGAGCCAACCGCCAUUUCUGCAAUGACACCUCAGGGACACACACCCCUACUGACAGAUGAGACUUCUAGUUAUGGUUCUCCCCCCAUUUCCCCGAAUGAGAGAGACUGCAAAGAAAACACUAUCCUUGAGGAAACAGUAGUGUAUCUACCUGAGGUUUCUGAAGAGGAUGUGAAUUGCGACGACUCUGAAGGCUUCUGCUGGUCGUCUGACUAUGACCGUCCCAAAUUCCUGCAGGAGAUGAGUCCGGGGGACAUUACUGAGGGAUACGGCCCACGGCCACCAGUACUUUAGGGCUGAAAGUGAAAAGAUGGGCAGUUCACACCAAGUCAUUUUUUGGUCAUCAUUUGAUUGUCUGGUGUGCACCGUGACAAAACUGCAUCGCACCCAUUAAAAUCAAAUCUAUCUAUAAUGCAGGCAGUGUGACAUCUGGUACUCACAGUGCACAAUGUUUGAUUGUGGUGAGUGCAAUCUGUUUUUUUGUGAUGUGCGACAGUUUAGAUGCAUUGACCGUGUUAACUACAGCCAUGGUGAGUUUCCCACUAACCUGCAUUAAGAUAAAUGAAUGUGUAAAUAAAAUCAUUUUGCUAAUGGGAAAAACAAAACAAAAAACAGGUGAAACAGGACAUUGUAAAGGGAAAAAAUGAAAAAUGGUUAAUGUCCUGCCAUAAAUGUACCAGUAGCAAUAUGUGAUUUUUGUCAAAAUAAUAAAUUCAGCAUAGCUGGAUGAAGUAGUUCCUCCUAUCUAAAUUUACCAACAUUUUCUACAACUCAAUGCAAUGCGUAAUUCAAAAUUUUGGUACACCUGAAAAAAACGGACAAUGAGAUAAGUGAAUUGCAAAUAUGACGCUCCAUUAAUCAACCAAAAGUUGUAAAAAUGAUAAUUUUAACUGAAACACAGUCUGAAGCAGGCAUCCAUGAACCAAUGAGAAUUUCAGAGAGGUGGGUCCAGAAAUUGCUGCAUUUUCAACAGCAAAACACAUCUUCCACACUCCUGAUGCUUUGGCAAGGCCUCUCUAGUGUGUGAGGAACUAACACUGCAUGUGUACGUGCAUAUGAGCCAUGACUUUUCUGUUUUUCAUAAGGGGAUAUUGCAGGUUGUUACUAUUAUUCUUGAUUUUGUCAUGAAACGCGUGUCAUAGUGUACAUUUACAUCAGAGGCGAAUGACGUGCUGGAUUCAGUGCUGCUGGAGCUUUCACAUUGGAGAACUUUGCCAAGCUGAAUAUAUCACUUGAUUAUGUCACUAUAUGCACAUUUCUAGGCAGUGGUUUAUUCUGUAACAUUUGUGAAGUGUUUGCUGUGAUAACACCAUAUUCAGAUGUCUACUAAAAGCCACAGUUAAUAUCUGCCAGACGCUUCUCUGUAAUUGUUCAAUUCUCUGGCUGAAAAUGUUACACAUUGUAGGUUGAAUAAACAGAACUGCAUUACUCUGAA